Molecule: messenger RNA, 1680 nt
Organism: Podarcis raffonei (Aeolian wall lizard)
Lineage: Eukaryota; Metazoa; Chordata; Lepidosauria; Squamata; Lacertidae
Gene: C2H17orf58
Product: chromosome 2 C17orf58 homolog
Exons: 5
Coding region: 199-1224 (341 amino acids)
Molecular function (GO): protein binding
Source: RefSeq, a predicted model, not a curated record
GCCAGCAGCCGAGGAGGCCCCGCGGGGACAGACACGCACUCACGCGCUUCCUUGCCUGCUGCCCAACUUUUGCCUGCACCAGCUGCAGCCCUUCCCACAGACGCGGAGGGAAUUCGCCUCACAGAAAAGUCGUGCAGCUUUUCUGAGCAAAGGCCCCUGCCAUAUGCUGGAAAGUCUAUCCAGCCGUUCAGCAAAGACAUGUAUGGGUUCAUUGGCUCCACACCAAGCCAGAGUAAGUCUCCACUAGGAGGCGGCAGCACUGAGGACCAGACGCUGCCUCCAGAAGACGUGGGGAAAGGGAAAGCCGAACAGACGCACCUGCUGUCCCGGGACAAGAAGAAAAAGGUCAAAUAUUCAGUAGAGAACCACACAGGUUUAAGGAAGGAGCCCAUUCAGGAUGCCAAGGGCUUCCCUUCCGAGAGCCGCCAGGAGAGCAUUCUCCCUGCCAUUAACUUCAGUCAAACAAACCGAAUGCACACGGAUAGGCUGCAACUGCAAGCAGCCAACAGCAUCUCUGCCUACUUCCGGCCCCCUGCCUAUUCCCAUCGCCAGGGUAGAUUGCUGGCAGAAGCUCACCCUUUCAAGAACGCAGGGUCAAGCCCCGGGCAACGUUCUGGAAGUUUGGAUCGCCUCCAUCGGCCUGGCAAGAUCAAUCCCUAUGACAAGCCCAGCCGUUUGCUCGGAAAUGCCACCGAUCCCUCCUGGCUCACAAACCGACAGGCGUCAAGCUUGCCGUAUCACCACAGUGUCUCAAAGAACGAUGCUGACAAUACAGAGGUGUGCCUGACAGACUGCAGGAGGGAACAUGAAGAGGUGGAGGCGUUCUGCAGCAGCGAAUUCGUGGUGAAUGGGAUUGUUCAUGAUGUCAUCAUGGUUCAUAAAGGAACGAGUUUGGUGACACUCUUGGUGAGCAGCAAUGGACUGUACAAGAUAAAUCGCCUGUACUUCACCCCUGAUGGCUUCUUCUUACGAGUUCAUAUGAUGGUUGUGGAUACCUUGAACUGCAGUAAACCCUGUCCGGACUUUAAACUUGGAAGCAGAUACAUAAUGAUGGGUCAGAUCUACCACAGGAGAAGACAGCUGCCGGCAGUUCUGCAAGAGCAUGUCAGAGGGCACCUGAGGCCAGGAGACGGGCUGCUUUGGAGGGGCAACAGCUACAUGAAAAGGUUCAACAGAAGGCGGCAUCAGAAAGUUCAACAGGCAGCUCACACCAAAUGUGGGUGAGGAUGUACAGUUCCUCUGGGACUGAAGCAGGUUUGCAGCUGUUAAUUAGAAGCAGCCAUGGCUUUUCCAGCUUCUCUGGAAAAAGGCUCCAGGUCCUGCCAAAAUGGCGGGAGGUUUUUUGUUUCUUUUGCUGUGCAUCCUAAUGACUAACCAGGUUAUUGAGACAUGAGCUUUCAUUGGCUUCAGUAAUCUACCAGCCAACACAAAAUCCACAACAAACCUGUUUGCAUCUCAAGAUUGAGCUGCGAUUCUGGAAUUUACUACUGUUCAUGGUCAACGCAUGCUUUGAAUUUCUUACUCCCUUUCCUGUUUAUAACGUACUUUCACAGCGGUAUUUCUACCUGUCUCUAACCAUAGUCCUUCAGUGGAUUACAUAUUUCAUCAAAACUGAUUAUUUUCAUCUCCUGGGCAAGUUUCUACAGGUGCAAAUCAACAUGACAAGAACAGUUCUAAGCU